Molecule: messenger RNA, 6265 nt
Organism: Engraulis encrasicolus (European anchovy)
Lineage: Eukaryota; Metazoa; Chordata; Actinopteri; Clupeiformes; Engraulidae
Gene: ppp1r18
Product: protein phosphatase 1, regulatory subunit 18
Exons: 8
Coding region: 410-5275 (1621 amino acids)
Molecular function (GO): phosphatase binding
Source: RefSeq, a predicted model, not a curated record
CGGAGUUUCGUGAAUAUUAAUAAGAUAAGGAUGUGAACGCCAUCCGUUCAUCAUUUGGCAAAGUGGUAAGGCAUCAACGGGACUUGUUUUUGCAAAGCGCUUAAGAUGGCCUUCUGCCGUUGGGAUGAACUGGAAUCAUCCUGAAGACAUUCAAUCAAACCCAAAAAACGCCCAUUGGAAAAUCGUAAAGUUGGCUCAAGAUCAUGCAUAGGCCUACCUGCACUGCCUGACCUGAGCUCACUUGAGGAUUUUCUAAAGAGAAAGACAGAAAGGCCAUUUUUACUUGUCUACCAAGGUGAUCGGAAGGUAUUUUCUGACCAGCUGACCAACUUUCACACCCAUUCAUUCUAUCCAUCAAUCCAAACUUCCGUCCAUCUGUCCAGGCAUCCAGGAUCCAGCAGAGCCUGUGAUGUCUGUGUCAUCGCUGCCAGAAUGGAAGCAACUGCUAUUGGAGAGGAAGAGGAGGGAGGAGGAAGAGAGGGACCGCCGGGAGAGGGAGGAAGAGGAGAGGCUGCUCAGCAUGCCCGCCUGGAAACGAGGGAUCAUCCAGCGGAGGAGAGCGGCGAAGCAAGAGGGCCCGGGAGGAGAUAGAGAUGAGAAAGAGAGAGGGGACGUUGGGGACGUGGAGAGCUACAUGUUCUCACCGACCGGUGGCAGUGGUGGCACAGGUGGUGGCUGUGAUGUCAUCGCGACGGCGGAACCAGAGAGGCCUCGGAUUGAGCUUCAGCCUCUCCGGUCGUUCGGACGAGUCUACAUGGAGAACAUCGGGCCCGUGCAUCAGAACGUCUUCAUCAGGUCCCAGAACAGCGUGAGGAGAGGCAGGCUGGAUUCGGACAAGAGCGGGGACGAGCAGGAGAGGGGAGGUUCUGACGGGGAGAGAACAGGGGGCAACGUCAGGGACGAGAGGGUCCGAGGGAGGGAUGUUGAUGUCAAGGCGGAGAGGUACAGAGACAGAAGUGAGGGCAGAGAGAGAGACCGUAGCGCAGGGAGAGAGAGGGACUGGAGCCUGGGGAGGGUGGACUCGGUGAAGGGCGGUAGGGCUGGGGAGGGAGACCGGGACAACAUGAGGAUAGCCAAGGACACGCAGAGAGAAGCAGACUUCACCCAUCACAUGCCAGGCCUACGCACCAUCAAAGCUGAGAACAUCAUCAUCAUCGAGAAAGACAGGAGAGGCAACGGGAGCGAACGGGAGGAGAACGACAGGGAAAAACUCAUCGUGGAGAGGGAGAGGGAGGUGGUGGAGACGGAGGAUGAGGAGAAAGAAGACGGAGAGAGAGGGGGGAAGGGGAUGAGGAUGGACCUGAGGGAGAUACUAGCAGGAGCCGGAUGUGUGACCGAAAUCAGAGCCACGGAGGUCCUGAUCAUCAAGCCAGGCACGGACGACAAGGGCUCGACAGGGGAAGGAGGAGGAGGACAGGAGGUGGCGAUGAGACACAGGAGGAGCUCCAGCGAGGAUAAUCUGACAGACUCGGACAGGGAUAGAGGCACCUCGGACAGUGACCGUGAGAGGAACAAGGAGCGACUAAGGAACAGACACACGCAGGACCAGGAGCAGCACUGGUCAGAGGUGAAAGAGCCCACAAUUUGGCUGAGACUCCCAGAGAAAGAGUUAAGCAGUAGCCGUAGUAGCAGCAACCGAAGCAGCACGGACGGUGGAGGCAGCAGUGGUGGUGGUGGUGGCGGUGGCGGUGGUGGAAGGGUCAGCCAGCUUCUUAGUAAGUUUGGAGAGCGUCCCAAGCCUCCGUCCAGGUCCAAGAGCUCAGAGUGCUUCGUGAGGCCAAGCAGGGGGAGAGGCGAGAGGAGCGGGACAGAGGGCAGCAGCGAUGACCUCAGCCCAGGCGAGGAGGCCAUCGCAGAGGGCAAGAGUUUCAGAGCGCCUGGGGGGUUCCCCAAACGCUCCAGGAGCUUCUCGCACCGCAUCAUAUGCGCCAGGGAGAACGGCCUGCUCGGAGUCCCUGGUUACCAUGACGGCGAAAAGCCCAUGGAGAGGAAGUGGUCGGACGACGGGAGAGGUGGGGAGUACUCGGAGAGAGGCAGCAAGCCCAAAGUGCUGCUGAGGUGGAAGCAUGGAGAUAAAAAGACAAAUAAUCCAGCAGAUACAUUUGAGCGAUCAGAAUCAGUCAAGAAGAAGGCAGUGAACGACAUGGCUAACAGAGACAAGGCCGAAGUGCCCAGGCAGGGUUCUAUUGGGUCAGUGCCGGCAAUUAUGAUGACCCAAGAUGACGGCUUUACCAUGGCCUCUGUGAAGAACGUAGAGGGCAUAGGCUUCGCUCGCAAGGUGUCCAUCAGACAGGAAGGAAAAGAGAGAGCUGCCGCAGAGAGAGAAACAAAAAUAAACGAAAAGGAGGCUAACAGGGCAAGUGAGAAGCAAGCAGCAGAGCAAGAACAGCAGGGCACAGACAUAGACGCGGCGGAGAGGCAGUUGGAGAGAGAGAAGAUGAUCCGGAGGGAGAAAGAGUGGGAACGACAGAUAGAACUGCAGAUCGAGGAGAAGAAGCAAAGGAACCUGUGGCGAGGGGAGGCAGACUCCAAGCCAUUGCUGUGUAUGUGCGUCCAGUCCUCCGAGAUAGCCAAUCAGCUUUACUCCCCAAACAGUCCCUCCAGUAUUGUCUCUGCCGCCGUGGACUUUUUCGAUUUCAACCGUAGCCCCACAGUAAAGGAUGUGGGCUUCAGCUUUGACCGGCCAGAAAGGGACUGCGCUGGUGAAACGCAAGAGCGUCCUCAGGCCCAGGCGGUUCUCUCCCAACACACCGAAGCCCUCAUCUCCAAAAUUGGCAGCGUGAGGGAGAAGAGAACGGAGCGAGAGGGUCGCAGACUGACCCAGACGUGCAUGUACGUUGAAACCAACAUGAAUGACGUCCAAGAUGGAGGAGCGACAAAAAGAAGUGCCAUCAGCAGCAUUCAGCCUUCCCGGAACAGCUAUGCAGGCGGCAGCAGCCCACAGUACAAGGAUGAGCCUGUGGCAGCACCCAAGUCACCGCUCAAAUCCCCCAAGCGGUGUGUCUCGGUGGGCCAGUCCACAGACCCGGAGGACAUCCCGAUCCCCAGAACGGUGUUCUUCGGCGUGGACAUGGCCCUGUCGGAGAGGCCGAUGAGAGCCCGCAUCCCCAGCACCGACGGCCCAGAGGAUGAAGGAGGUGGAGGAGGCGUGGAGAGGAGCGACAGCUAUCGCGCCGGACGACCCUUAACCCGCAUCGAGUCCCUGAGGGAGAAGAUCAAACAACACGAGCUGGAGAGGCAGAGGAUCAGCAGGGGUGUGGAGGCCAAAGAGUCGGGAGGUGAGGCAGAUACAGAUACAGAUACAAUAACCUGGAUCAGUAGCAGCAGCACCACCACCGAUGGAGGAGGAGUGAAUCAGGAUAAAUGGAGGGAUCUGGCCCACGAGAGAGCAAUGGAGGAGAGGAGGAAGAUGGGCUGGAGCAUGGAGGACAUGGAGGAGAUGGGAGGAGGAAGUGAGAGCGCGUCGACCAUGACGACGGUGUCCGCGGUAACACCAGCAGCAGCAGCACAACAGUGGAGACAGGAAGAGCCUUCUGUGUUUGACGACGCACAGGAAGUCAGCGCGUCGACGAGAGCCAACCCUCAACUUCCUGUUCCUCACUCGGCGCUCGGCACGCUCUCACAAUCACUGGUCGCGGAGGAAACACAACACGACAGCAGCGGCAGCAGUAGAGGCGGAGGCGGCAGCAGGUCCAUCUACAUCGAGACGUCUGUGGAGCUCUUCUCGGACCACGGCUCGGAGGACGUGGAGGUGGAACAGCUGACCCAGCAGCAGCAACAUGUGGAUCAGCUGACAGGUGCGGUCGGACUGCAGGCUUGGAGGCACCAGAACCUCGCAGGAGGAGGACAGGACAGACCCACCAGGGCCGUCGGAGGAGGAGAAGAGCUUGAGGAAGGAGAAGGAGAAGAAGAAGAAGAAGACGUAGACGACAGAGGGGACUGCCACGACGAAAACUACCUCCCGCCGUCUCACACCUCCUCCUCCUCGCCUGCCAGCUCGCGGUCCCGCUCUCCCUCCCCUCUGCUGCCCUUGGCAGACAUGAGCCGCAUAUACAACCUGAAGGCGGUGGGCUCCAGAGCAGGGAUGUGCAUCAGCGAGAGGCCUGCCGUGGAGGUGGUAUCACACAAGCCUGUGGGCCGGGACGACUACAGAGGCUUUCAUCAAAAAGCCACACAGGAGUCGACGCAGGAUGUGCAGGGGGACCGUGAGAAGCAGCAGCCCCAUCCGUGGGAGCUCAGUGACGAGCCUCUGAGUGUCACGUCCGUGCAGCGGCAGGUGGAACAACUUCGCUUGCGAGAGCAGCAGGAAGCCAGGAGGCAGAGUGCAGCGGUCUCCGAGCAACAGCAACAGCAGUUCGAGAAGAGCGACAGCAAGAGGAGCCAGCUGCACCACCACACUGACAGGACGUCGUCGCCGAGAGACCGGGCGUCGCCCACUGGUCCCAGAACCCCCCCAGCGGCCCACCGCAGCUCGGCCCAGACGACGAGAACCUUCCCCCCCAGCCCACGGUUGCCGGAGAAUGCCAGGAAACAGCUGGUGCGGCCGACCGCCUCUGUACCACCCUCCACCCCCUCCCCCUCCACCCUCUCGCCCGUCACGUCUCGCACCCCAUCCCCGUCCCAGUCCCAGUCCCCCUCGCCGUCCGCUUCCCCGUGCCUGUCUCCUUCCCCGUCCCCUUCCCCACCUGUUAUAUCCAUCAGGAGUGCUGCGUCCGGACCGGGGAAGAGGGGCACCACCAUCACCAUCACCCCCAGGAAAUCUUCACCGGUAUUGGGCACAGCAGCUGCAGCAGUGGCCCCUUCUGCUGGUUCUGGAUCUCCAGUGUCCUCCAGGCAGGCAGACCCGGGCCAGGCUCAAGCCCAGGGAGACGCCAACGGCACUGGGGAGGGGGGCAAGAAGAGGUACCCCACGGCGGAGGAGAUCCAGGUGAUCGGGGGCUAUCAGAACCUGGAGAAGUCCUGCCUGGUCAAGAGCAGAGGCACUGCGAACAAAGGGGUGAAGGUGUGUUUCGACGACUCUCAGCUGGAGCGAGUGUGUGAGUACCCCUCUGAGAGCUCUCUGUUGGCCUCCCUCCCCCCCUCCCCUAGGCUGGGCAACCCCGCGGACAGGGGAAGGGGGGAGGAAGAGGAGAAGGAGAGGGAGAGGAGGGGGAGAGGGCAAAAGCAGCAGAAGGAGGAAGAUGAGGAUGAGGAUGACGAGGAGAGUGUCCUCGGACGGAACGUUGGCUCCGCGAGGGCUCGAGUGCUAAGAGUUGAUGAAUCCUGCAAACGGUGAACACCAGUGACCUCCGAGAACUCUGGACUCGACUAGAUUCAGAAAGCUGAUGGAUCCCGUUUGAGGUUGCCGUCGCACAGUGCUAAAAUGUUUUGUCUCUCUGUUUAUGUGUUGUUUGUGUACUGUAUACUUAUUGGUGUGCUUGAUGUUCAUGUGUAUGGUUGUGUUUUGUUAUAAGAGGAAUAUAAUUUUGUAAAUGUAAAGGGCGUAAAAUGGUACAAUGUUAGAGAAAAGGUUGGAUGGUGUGAGUUGGACAAAGUUUACAUGUCAGAUGGAUGGCUAGAUUAUUUUUGUAUAUUUUUGUUUAUGUGUUGAUUGCAUUUAACUCAGAACUUGCAGAACAGACAGUUUGGCUAUAAUCAUUUCCAAAAUGCAAUGCAGGCAAAGAGAUUGAAAACAUGAACAAGAAAACGAGAAAAUAAAUGUGUGCGGUGUGCACAUCCUUAAACUGAGACGUCAGCUGAAACUGCUUCUGAUUUUUAAAGCACCGAAAGUCUCAAUGCACCUUGACUAUUAUGUGACCAUUCUUAACUGUUUUGCAAUGAAUGAAAAACCAUGUAUAGUUUCCACAUAGAAAAUAAUGUAUUUUCCAGAAUGAACAUGGAUUUUCUAAUAUCACAACAGCUUGACUUUUCACAAUGAGAGAUGGAAUUGAAUUAAACUAUUGACUUGGUCAUUAUUUGUGGCACAGUACAUUUUAUGAAUCAUACAAAAAUACAUAUCCAUGUACUUGACAGGGUUUAGGUACCCCUAGGAAAAUGUUGAAUAACUCAUGGAGUGCUGUUUCCAACGUUUAUUUGUAAAGGAAGAAUUUGUAAAUGUAUCCAUGUUGUUGUAAGUACAAAGGUGAUACAUUUAAAGAAAGAAAUGGACUGAAAUGUAUGUUCUUUAUGAAUAGGCUACUUUGCAUUUCUGAUUCCUUUUUUAAUGUGUUUGAAGAAGCUGGCUUCAAAAUGUACAUGUAAAUAAACUACUAUUCAUGAAAUUGCA